This is a messenger RNA of Maniola jurtina (meadow brown), 598 nucleotides long. RefSeq lists its product as uncharacterized. The record is from RefSeq and is a predicted model, not a curated record. Bases 37 to 501 code for a protein of 154 amino acids. Lineage: Eukaryota; Metazoa; Arthropoda; Insecta; Lepidoptera; Nymphalidae. The transcript has 2 exons.
UUUAGAUUAAGUGUUGGUGAAGGGAGAAACCCGAGUAUGGAGGUCGAUCCUCCGCCUGAACCUCCUGAUCCGGGUGAAAAUGUAACCGUCAUGUCAGACCCCAUUGAGAGCCCGCAGUCCAUAUCUAUGGACUCAGAAUCAACCCAUCGUGGUACUAAACGAGCAAUCCCGAUAAUUGAUAACGAUCAAGUUCCAUCGUCCACUAAAAAAACUGUAAUAGGGCCAAGCUCGACAGCCCCUUCAAUGCAAUCCGUUUACCUCCAUCCUUCACUCUCAGACUCCCCAAAAAAAUAUACAAAAGAUGAUAAAGGUCCUUUCGUAGUGUACGUAUCCCGUGAAGUGUCCGACCCUUCAGCCGGCGCUUCUAUGAGAGCGAUCAAAUUCGGCCAGUUCCUUCACAAAAACAAAAUAAGGUUAUUUACUAACAUCAUAACCCAUCUAGUCCAGUUACCUACCACAAAUCGGACUGGGAUUGUCCAGAAAAGACUUGGAUGUAAAUAAACCGUUCAACCUCCUUUGUGUUUUCUCCAAACAACGCGUCUUUGGCGAAGUGAAUUGUGCUGUGUGGCACAACAAAAAGCCACUAAAAUAAAUAAAC